Cajanus cajan (pigeon pea) is the source of this 799-nucleotide messenger RNA. The record is from RefSeq and is a predicted model, not a curated record. Lineage: Eukaryota; Viridiplantae; Streptophyta; Magnoliopsida; Fabales; Fabaceae.
UGUUUCCGUUCUUUGUUGUGUGUUUGUAAAUUUGAUAUCUGAAAGCAGUGGGCAGCCAGACGGUGUAUUCUGUUAUGAUGAGAGAGGAAACUACACAGCCAACAGCAUCUAUAAAGCCAACCUCAACACCCUUUUAUCCACUCUCUCUUCCCACACACAAAUCAACUAUGGUUUCUACAACUUCUCUUAUGGUCAAAAUUCAGACAUAGUCAACGCCGUUGGAUUGUGCAGGGGAGAUGUUGAGCCAGAUGAGUGUCGCGCUUGCCUCAACCAUUCCACAGGCAAUCUCACACGGACAUGUCCAAACCAGAAAGAGGCUGUUCUGUGGUUUGACAAAUGCAUGCUGCGAUACUCGAACCGUACAAUAUUCGGCAUCAUGGAAACUGAUCCUCCUCUUUACUCGUGGUACGGAAACAAUGCAACCCAAGUGAAUGAGUUCAAUCAAGUGCUCUGGAACUUGAUGGCAAACCUCAAAGCCAAAGCUGCAUCAGGUGACUCUCGUCGUAAGUACGCCACCGGUAACGCAACUGCUUCAAAUUUUCAAAACAUAUACGGUUUUGUGCAGUGCACCCCUGAUUUGUCUCAGCAAGAAUGCAAUGAUUGCUUGGAUCUCGCUUUCUCAGAAGUCCAAACUUGCUGUAGUGGCAGGAGAGGAGCUAGAAUCAUGGCACCCAGUUGCAAUAUUAAAUAUGAUUACUACCGCUUCUACCAACAAACCACGGAGUUAGACCCACAACUACCACCACUUCCUUCAAAAGAAACCGGCAUCACAAUAGGAAUUGUCGUUGCCAUAGUUGUG